Lactuca saligna is the source of this 603-nucleotide messenger RNA. Lineage: Eukaryota; Viridiplantae; Streptophyta; Magnoliopsida; Asterales; Asteraceae. The record is from the annotation of a GenBank genome assembly.
AUGAUGAACCGGGUUACGAGGAAUGAAGACGAUUUAAGGAGACGGAGGUGUGGCGGUGAAAAGAAGUUGAAGGGCAUGCUACAGUGGAAAUGGAAGCCAAGAUUUUGCGGCGAUAGGGGGCUGUGGUGGUUUGUGAAGGAAGAGGAAUGGGAGUUGGAUACAUUUCAAAUAGGGUUAAUCAUAACGGAAAAUGACCUAAAAGAUUCCGGAGCACGAUGUUUUGUUCCAAAUGUGUGCUCCGGAAUACGACAUUCUGAAGUAUUCAUGAUAUUGUUCCGUAGUGGUUGUCGGUUGGUGGGGAUAAGGUUUCGUUUGGAAGGGUUGAAGGUUGAAGAGGAUGCCUUAAACCUUGAGUUUAGGGGCUUAAAUAUGGAAGAAACCCUAAAAGAUCAUGAGCUUGGGUUGCAGCUGAUGCCACGUCGUGGCCUUCCAAUUGUCACGUCGUGGUGGCCAUCCGGAUAUAUGCAUUUUGCAUGGCAUGUUGUGGUUCUCCAUUCACCACGUCGUGGCACAAGGAUUUUCCCAAAAACCCUACCUUUGACCCCUCUAAGCCCUCAACCGAUCUAUUCUGUAAAACUAGUGUUACAUCGUUGCUUAUCUUGA